GCAGGUGCAGACCCUUAUGCAAGGUACGGGGUACGGAAGAUCACCACCUUGCACGUGGCUGCAAGAACUGGCAACAGGCAGAUCAUGGAGAUGUUGCUGAGAUGGGAGAAGGCGCCAAAGCCGCAGCUCGAUGUGCAGAACAAGGACGGCGAGACUCCACUCUUUGGAGCGGUCCUGGAAGGCCACGAGCAGACCUCAUCCAGUCCGCAAUGGGUGCUGCGAAACACAUUCAUAGAAGUCCUUGAUGAUGCUUCUGAUUCAGAUGCCUUCUCGAGCGGAGUGAUGCGUGCGCACUCCGACUCCGUUCUUUACGUUGGCUAUUCGCGCCGCCACGCGGCUGAGCCGGAGCGGGAGGACAACGAUGAGAAGGCAUCGCAAGAGUCUCCAAAUUCCUCCGGGGAGUCUAUGGAAUCCGAGCUUGACAGUUGGAGUGAUGCGGAAACGAGCCCAGACUUUACCGAAGGCGAAAGGUCUUUGCCACUGCCCUGCUAUCAUCACAUCGAGGAUUCUCCUAGUGGAAGGAAUUCGCCCCGAGCAGGGCAGGACGUCCAGCAUGUCGCAAGAACGCCAAGUCCAAGGCGCAUGGAUUCGUCCAGCGCCAGCUGUGCAGCGACGCCUCCGAAGCAGGGAGGUCGCCCCGGUCCCAUGCCGGGUCUUCUACCGCCAACCUCCAGCCAUGCUUCAGACAGGGGUGUCUCGACAGACGAGCUGCAGAGGCUGAUGGCCGAGGUGGCCAGGUUGGAGCAGGAGAACGAAAUUCUUCGCCGGAUGGCACAAGAGCCGGGAGUGAGCCAAGGCACUGCACAAGCUGCAAGCCCCUCCCAGCAAGAGACCGCCACAGGUUGGACGGCAGUUUUGAUGCCUGCCGGCUUGGUACCGGGCUCGGGCAGCAGUUCCCAGAUUCAGAUGCAGGAGGCCGCUGAGACCUGGAGAAACGCAGAUCUGAUGGUUCCCACCAAGGCGCCCCGGCGACGGCAUGCACGCAGCCGGAGGAGCAACGUGGUUUCGGAGGCAGAACUUAGCCAUCCAAGAGGGCAAAGCAAGGCGAAGAGCGCCGGGUGUGACAUGCCCAUGGAAGAGUGGACAACAGUGAUGCUGCGUAACUUACCAAACAACUACAAUCGCGCGAUGAUUCUUGCGAUGCUCGACAAAGAGGGCUUUGAAGGAAAGUACAACUUCCUGUACUUGCCGAUCGACUUUCGGACGCGGGCUUGCAUGGGCUAUGCCUUCGUGAACUUGGUGGAUCCUACGUAUGUCCCGGACUUCUGGGCCAAAUUCAGCGGCUACUCCAACUGGGUGGUACGGAGCAAGAAGCUUUGCGGAGUGAGCUGGAGCGAACCACAUCAAGGUCUUGAGUCUCAUGUGGAGCGUUACCGCAACAGCCCCAUCAUGCACGAGAGUGUGCCGGAUGACUACAGGCCAAUCGUGCUGCAGAACGGCGUCCGAGUGGCCUUCCCAGAGCCGUCGAAGUCUUUGCGACCCCCUCGCAAUCGUCACCACACAAGCAUCCAAGUGGAAGGCAAGGCGCCGGGCUCGAGGCAGAGGCGUCAAACGAGCGCAGAUGCUCCAAGAAAGCGUUCCGGACGCAUUGGGAACCCACGUCCGGGCCCAAACAGGUAA
Molecule: messenger RNA, 1620 nt
Organism: Symbiodinium necroappetens
Lineage: Eukaryota; Dinophyceae; Suessiales; Symbiodiniaceae
Source: the annotation of a GenBank genome assembly